Anopheles stephensi (Asian malaria mosquito) is the source of this 3768-nucleotide messenger RNA. RefSeq lists its product as uncharacterized. The record is from RefSeq and is a predicted model, not a curated record. The transcript has 5 exons. The coding region runs from base 762 to 1745 and encodes 327 amino acids. Gene Ontology annotation, cellular component: sarcoplasmic reticulum; mitochondrion; actin cytoskeleton. Lineage: Eukaryota; Metazoa; Arthropoda; Insecta; Diptera; Culicidae. Gene Ontology annotation, biological process: regulation of actin filament polymerization; negative regulation of apoptotic process.
GCUUUGACAGUUGAAUAGGAAAUUUUCACUAUCAGUCGAGUCGGGCCUUCGAACUUUUCUAGAACCUUUUCAGCCAAGCAGCAUCAUCAGCAGUUGGAAAAGUGUGUGCACCGUUUGUUUCGUACUUUGUUAGUUAGUUCAUCACACUCUAUUCUUCUCCCGGGGCUGCUAGUUUCGUGUCUAUUUGUCAGCGCUAGCCAGCGUUUUCGAACGGAAAACGGUUUUGUUUCGGUUUCAUCUCGGUAACUUGUCUCGUGAUUUGCUCGCGUGAAAAUCGUUACAGCAGCACAACGAAGCGACAAAGGAAAACGGUUCGGAAGGAUAGCAGCAUAAUUGGUAGCUCACAAAACAGCACCACACUAAACAUUCCACGCUCGAAAGUUCGUCGCUCGGUGCGACACGCAAAACAAAAUAUCAGGUGACGACAACGGCAAGCCGAAAGGUGACCUACGUGACUUUUGAUACAACACCCGGGAUCCUUGCAUCAGACCUUCUCCUUCUCCUGCUCCCCCGGCGACGGUGUUCGUUCAUCGCUCUCAUCCAACCACCCAACCUAAUCGUGUCGUGUGAAAUCAAAUCAACAAAUCGAAUCGAAGCAACCAAACCGCUUUUUAAGCUUCAAAACAAAGCAGCAUAGAGUCAGCUGAGAGCAGCAGCAGCAGCAGCAGCAACACCAGCGCUUAACCGCCCACUGCACUGUGUUGCAGCAUUUUUGUUUGCCCCUGUGUCCUUUGAAAGGCAUCAAAAUUUGCGUCGUAAAGAUGGACCUGUUAAAAAAAUUUAUGGGCUUAGACGGCCGGAAGGAUGAUGAUGAUGAUAACAGGAAGAAGAAAGCAACGCUCAAGGACGAGUUCCGCAAACCGAUCUGGGUAGAGGAGGACGACAGCGAUGACGAGCUGUUUGAUAAUCGGAAAAUUUACGGUGUGCAAAUUUUCACCAACCCGAUCGAAAUGCAAAAGUACUUUGAGCAGCAGAUGCAGGAGAUGUGGAAAUCGCUCGAAGAGUAUGACGACAGUGUGAAAUUGUUCGACCAUGAUUUGAAGCAAGACUUCCUGAAACCCGGCUUUGAGGAAGCGGACGUUGGCAAGCAUGCGAAGCGGCAAGAUACCGAUCUGGAUGGAGAGAUCUAUGCUGACCAGCUGCAUUCGCUGCUGCAGCGCAUAUCUCCGGAUCUGAAGGAACUUAUGCCGAAAAAGCGCACGGACAGGAAGGAUACCGCUAACGCUUCCGCCGAACGACGUCCGAAGCGCACGGACGAUGAGAAAGUGAUGGAUCUUAUUCACGGUAUCACCGACCAGAAACAGUCGCCGGCCGGGAUCUCAAAACCGUUCAAACGCAACGGUGGUGGGCUGCAGCAACGUUUCCCCGAAGGUGGACUGUUCGAGGGCGCAUUCCAAGGACCGCGCAUGUUUGGCCAAAGCAUCAUUUCGCAAACGAUUCGUCGCCCGGAUGGGUCGUACGAAACACGCCGCACUGUGCGUGACUCCCAUGGUAACACCCAAACAACCGUCACGCUGUCCACGAAAGAUGGCCGUCAGGAAACGGUCACAACGUACGACGAGACUGGCGGCAAGCAGAAGCGUCUGGCAUCGGGGGAGGACAUGUUUGGCAUGAGAAAGGGAGGCGGCGGUGGAAGUGGCCAAAUGGAGGGUGACGACACGUUGCCAACCGGUGCACUGCUAGCGCUGGAUGGCAAGUUUGGGCUGACCGGCAACGGUUACGUGCUCCCGAAGAACCUCUGGUGACUUCACGCGUCGCAAACCGACCGCCGUGAUGCGCUGCUCUGCUGUGAACCCGCAGGAGGAGGAUGGAGUUUACGGUCCAGCGGGUGCGCGUCCACCAUUUAUCCCAAUUCUGAGUGUAGUAGCAAUGGCAGUCAAUAUUGCCGUAGAAUUAGUACUAGUUCCCGGAGCGAUCCCCACAAAAUGACCCAUUACUGUGCCGACGGCGACUGUUGCAACGAUCCCCUAUCCCGUCUCUACCUGCAUCAGUGUAACGAGCGCGGAACGAUCCACGAUGAUCGUACGAUCAUUGCUUCCCGCGCGCUUGCCCCGCUCCUCCUCGUGCUGUUUUGCAUUAUUGCUUCCUUUCACGAUUGCAUCAACUUGCUUGUGGUGUUGCUCAUGCAAAGCAAGAUGUAUGCUUGCGGUCAAUCCGCCAUCCACCCGGCUGGUACUUGGCUGCGAUCUGCCCACCGGAGUUUCAGUAUUACGUUUCCCCUGCUGAUUGCUUCUGCAAGCAGAAGAGCACCGACACUGGUUCCCACGGUCGCUUUAUGAAAGCUGUUGCCAAUGCACCUUCUCGGUGCGUCUCGUCAUCCACCGGUACCCGUGGCCAACCAGGGUACCGGACACGGACUGAGUUUGUGAUAUUAUUUUACACCGUUUGGCAACAGCCGACCCGAAGUUGUGAGCCACGGUUUUGAUAAGUGUAAAGCGUUAAUUGUGAUUAUGAUUAGUACGAGUAUGAUUUUAAUUAUUAUGAUUAACAUUAUUAUUACCACUGCUACGAUUACUACUUCAACUGCGAGCAUCAUUUCGAUGCGCGAUUAUGCUAAGUUCGUUAGGGUGUACGAUAAGUUCCGUAGCUGAUGAUGGUGACUGAAACGCUCGCGAUCGGUACCGGUAGGGGAAACUGGAAGACUGGAUUCCAUCGAGUGUUGUGUCGGAUAGCAUUCAACGAAGGUGAGAAAGUACAGCGAGCUUUAGCGGCAAGUGUGAGGCAAGUGGGCGAAAACACGGAACCGUUUCACUCUCACUCUCGAGAGUGUGAGGAGCAAUACUUUUGAACCGUGCGUGUAUUUUUCGGCGUACAGACAAACCUGGUACACAAUGAUACCUUCGGUAGCGUGAAAGUGUGCUAGCCCAACCAGGUGGUAAAACCUGUUGACUGACUGAUCCUGCUGAGUUGGCUGAUCUUUUCGCCCGACCGGGUAUCGUUCGAAGCAGCUCGUUUGUAACACGAACAUAUACCGCUCGAUUUAUGGAUACAAUUUAGAUAGUUACUUGAUUUUUUUCCAUGGAAGGAUCGUGUGGGAAGAAGCAAUUCGGAAAGCAAAUGACUGAAGCAAUGAGGAGGAAGAUGGGAGCAAACGCACGUGAACAGACCGGGCGCGAGAUGGGAAGUGAGAUGAUGCCAACAGACGACGACCGGCUUUAAAGUGCAGUGUGCAUGUGUGUGUGUGUGUGUUUGUGUGCAAUUUCUAGAAGCGUACUUGUACACGUUUCAUUUUUUUUAAAGUUUUGUAGCUAAAACGGAACCUCACCAGAGAGGUUCGAAUUCAAUUCAACACCUUUAUACCAAAUAAGAGCAAUUAAUUUUUAUCCACCUUUUUCACAACAAUAAAUGGCGCGUUGAACCAGGUCGGAAACAGGUGUGAAGUAGUGGAAAGAAUAGGAGGGGGGGGUCGUAAAGUACCAAAAACCCUAGCAUACCUAGUAUAACGCGACGCUAUAAACUCCAUUCGCAACGGACUGUAUUUUCUAACCUUCUAACCGAGAUGCAGCAUUUUGUAACCAACCUACCAAUUCCAACCGUUGUUUCAUGGUUCAAUCAGCCUACACCCAGAAAACCUUGUGAACCUUCCUAAGAGCACCUAUCCCGAGAUCAUUAUCGCGAAAGGAUAUCUGCAACGUAACCCAUCCAAAAUCCUAUCUGUUUGCAAACGAAAUGCAAUGAAAGCGUGUGUACUCUCCCAUGUUCUUCUUCGGUCCGGCAAGUAGUAUUAUAAUAGAGAAUAAACUUUAUCCAAACUAUUCAUUCAACAAA